GUUUUUGCAUUCCUUGUCAUUUGCAUACACGAAUGUGUAUGCAAUUACGACCGCGUUGGUUUAUAGUGACAGUGGUGGUGGUCACUUCUCCAAUACUGGAAGCACAUUUUCCGAACUUGGAAUAAUUUGUCGUAGCAAAAUCAGUCCAAAUACAAUUCGCCAAUUUAUGGCGAAUACCCUUCCUCAGUAACGGUGAUGUGGUGCUAGAUCAGGCCAGAUGACAACUCUCUCUAUAUGUAUAGGCAUACAGCAUGCAUGGGAUAUAGUAUUGCAUGUUGCGUGAAGGUUGCUUGCUGCCUGGUGGUUUGCUUCCUCCACAAAGAAGGAACAUUCAAUUGUGAACUGGGGCAAAAGCUAACUGAGUGAGUUAAGUUAGUCCUCAUUGAUCAACAGUAAAUUGCUCAACAACUGCAAAUUAUGAACAAAUAUUAAACUUGACAUUAGAAGCUUGCUGCCAGAUUCACUUUGAAAUUCGAGGAAUGGUUGUUGAAAGGUUUGAACCAGGGUUGCAAUUGUCCACAAGAAGUUUUUCAAUUACUAGCACUGGAGUAGCGGAAUAGCAUGUUGUAUUGGACAAGUACUUCAAAGUAGCAUGUUCCAAAGCCAACUUGCCAUUAUCAUCAAAACCACGGCCUGACUCGUAAAUUUGGUGGCAAAUAAUUCAUCGGCAAAUGAAUCACAGUUCUUCACCUCCACCUCCAAGGGGUCACAAUAGUACUUGAAAUUAUGAGUUGUAUGAGCUGGCUGGGACGAAUCGCGACACGUUUCUUUGUCACGGGAGGAUUUCACCCGGAGCAUUAUUUGGCAGCCGUCAUCCCUGUCGAGAGGUUUAUUCGAAGACAGAUCGCCACCGGUAUUCACAAGCGAGACCAACAAGACUUGGCUGACGUUGCCCCCACGUCCUCCUCGGAGGCCAUUGAAAGAGGAACGAGAGCUGAGUUGGUCAAGGAGAGGGCGGCUGCCACGAUCUGCAAAACGCUGCAUAGCAAAUGGCACGACUUUCACCUCGGUCCAGGCUUUGUCUCUGUUGUUUCUGGUCUUCCCAAGGAUUUCGCAUCGUCUCGCUUCAGACGAGGACAGUUUGGGGAUGAUGCCUGGUUUAUUGCGAGAAACUCGAAUGCAGACGUCAUCGGUGUGGCUGAUGGAGUUGGUGGUUGGCGAAACUAUGGAUUGGACCCUGGAGAAUUUUCCUUCACUCUGAUGCAAGCCUGCGAGAGAUUGGUCGAAGGGGGACUAUUCGUCCCAUCAAAACCUGCCGGACUUCUUGCCACGGGGUACAGUCAUCUCAGAAGACUCAAAGAGGUCAAAGGGAGUAGCACUGCUUGCGUGGUGGUGCUGAGUCGCAAGGAUUCUGUCCUCUACUGUGCCAAUUUGGGCGACUCGGGUUUUGUGGUUCUUCGUGACGGCGAAAUCGUUCACAGGUCCAAAGAGCAGACACAUGGAUUUAACACCCCAUAUCAACUAGCGUGUCCUCCUCCAGGCGAAGUUGGGUUGUGUGACAGCCCUGACUCUGCCGACCUUUCCCAACUUUCAGUGAGAGACGGGGAUGUGAUUCUCUUGGCUACGGAUGGUGUUUUCGACAACCUUCCUGAAACAAUGCUCCUUGCUGAGCUAAUUAAGAUACAAGGAGAAAAGGAUCCCCUUCACUUGCAAACUGCUGCCAAUGCCAUUGUUCUCAUGGCUCGAACUAUUGCCUUUGACUCCAAGUACAUGUCACCAUUUGCCAGAAAUGCUCAACAGAAUGGAAUCAACGCCAUGGGUGGAAAGCCGGAUGAUAUAACCGUGCUCUUGGCCACAGUGUCGAUGGAUAAGUAGGGCGACCGAGAGUCCUUAUUGUUGUACGUUAGAGACAUGACUAACAUUUACAGUCUUCUGUUGUCUUUUUUCACUUACUUAAAACAAGAGUCCGUAAUCAACAUAUACAAAUAAUCUUGUGAUGCUGCAAUUAAAUAUAUAAAUGUUGCAGGCAGGGCUGCAAUCAAUCCCACCCAGCCUGGUUUUGAUGAAGAUGAAACAAGUCUGAAAAAAAAGUUUCUGGCCGUGGUCGAACUGAAAAAAAUAGAUACAAAGUAUUUUUAGAAUAGAAUAAUAAUACGCAAUCUCGGUAAUACAACUCGAGGAAUUUGAUCACUCAAGCAAUAAUUAGCAAAGUUGUAUUUCAGUAGUCAGAACGUAGCAGAAUCUAAUUAUUUUUUACUAGUUCUUCAAUUUAUAAUUCAUGUUUACUUGAUGUUCACAAGUCCUAAUAAUAUAGCCACUCUUCAGUUAUGUAUUCAUACAAAUAUAUGCAUUUAAGUAAAUAUUUAAUAAGUUUGAGAAGUGAGAAUAAGUAAAAUAUGUAAGGUGAGACAACUAAAUAAUUACAAGGUACACACACCGUACGUACGUGGAUUCGAAUAACUAAUUUAUUAGCCGAAUCUAAGCAAUAAUAAAUGUUUAUUAUUAUAUGUGAAGCAAAAA
Folsomia candida is the source of this 2460-nucleotide messenger RNA. RefSeq names its product protein phosphatase PTC7 homolog. Bases 727 to 1815 code for a protein of 362 amino acids. NCBI's taxonomy places the organism in Eukaryota, Metazoa, Arthropoda, Collembola, Entomobryomorpha, Isotomidae. The transcript is spliced from 11 exons. The record is from RefSeq and is a predicted model, not a curated record.